ACCAACACACUGACCUGCCAAGACAAGCGAACCCACGAACAGAUGGUGGCCGACAGGGCUCCAAAUAGCGUGUUGAGAUUCUUGGCCCGGUUGUGGCCGGUGGAACGCACAUCACGUUGACCUUUUGGUCGGCAUGUUUCACCAUGCCUGCGGUGGAGUCCACGGCAGCUAUGCAUUCUCGCGUGUGCUGCUCCGCGAGGUGCCCUCGCAGCCUCCAGCGGGCACUUCGGGCACUCAAACCCGCUCAAUUUGUGUAAGGCGUGCAAAUGUCCCGGCGAGCGAGGGGCAGAUCGCGGCGAGGGCGUCCCGGAGGGGCCGCAGCACUCCACAACCAGCCGCCGACGCAACUCCCAGCCUGGACGUAGCUCCCAGCGAUCCCGCUGCCGCACCCAGAUCUGCGCAUAAAGCGUGUGGAGAUGCUGCGGUGGAGGUCUGUGGCGAUGGCGCAGCGGCACGCCCACGGGAGCGCCUCCGCCGGGGGAGGCUCCAGCUGCUUCGCGAGAGCCCGGCUGCGGCAGUGACCUCACAGGCCCCCGCGGCGGCGCUGACCGUGCCCUCGGCCGCCUCCGCACCUGCUUCACCAGCCCGGUCGCCUCAGACGCCAGCAUUGGCACCGCAACCACCGGUGCCACGGGCCCCACUUGAACGGGUGCCAGCACCGGCGCCGGCGCCUCCGCCUGCCGGGCCGCACCUGUCGGCGCGGCUGGUGAUGCUUGCGGCGGAGAACGCGGCGUGCCUGUCCUCGCAGCAGGUGCGGCAGCUGGUGGCCGCCAUCAGGCGCGCGGCGGAGGACCCGCAGCGGCGGCCGCUGCAGCUGCCGCCGGCUGCUGUUGACAGGCUGGUGGCGGAGCUGCGGCGGCGGCGGCAGCUGGCGGAGCUGCAUGACCUGACGGAGGCGGUGCUGGGCGGCGGCGGCGGCGGCGGCGGCGGGCAGAGCAGUGGUGGCGCCGGCGGCGGCGGCUCCGCCGCCGAAGUGGCGGCGUUGGGGAUGCAGCAGCCCGGGUUCUUGGACCCGGUGCUGGUGUCCUUGUCAGCAGCAACAGAGGCAGCAGCAGUGGCGGCAGCAGCGGGACCUGUCCAGGGUGGAGCAGCGGCGGGUGCCCCAGAGGAGGGCCUGCCAGCGGCAGUGGGCGGCUUGACGGGCGCAGGAGCGGAGGCUCGGGCAGGCGGGCGGGUGCUGUCAGGUCGAGCGCGGCGCGGGUCAGCACGGCAGCAGGCGGUGCUGUUGGAGCCGCAGCCGCAGCCGAAGGAUGCGGCUGGUGGCCCGGCGGUGGCUCUGAUGCAGGCGCGAGCUGGCCAUCGGGAGGCGCCUGCGCCGGUCGCUGCCGGUCGCGUGUCAGAGCGGCUGCACCGCGGCGCAUCCGCGGUGGGAGGUGGCGACCUGGCCCAAGGGUCCUGGUCCGGAUCCGGGUCGUCUGGUGAGGAGCUGCGUCGCUUCUUCGACGAGCUGGCGGCGGCGGGCGGGCGACUGCUGCCGGGCGAGGCGCUGGCGGCGCUGGAGGCGUGCGUGGUGGUACGGGCGCUGCCGCGGCGCGAUACCUUUGAGGUGCUGCUGCGCACCAUCCGCCGCGCCGCCGCCACGUCAGCGGCAGUGGGCGCGGCGGGCGCUUGGGGGCCGCUGGGCGCCCCGGUGGAGGCGCCGGUGGCGGCGGCGCCGCAGCAGCCGGGGUUCGGGGCGUCGGCAGCGCAUGCCGCGGCACCGGCUGGCACUGCGGCUGAGACGGCAGCGGGGCCGGCGGAGCGGUCGACGGGGGCGUUGCUCACACGGCCGCGACCGGUGACCACCCCUCCAGGGCCUCCCCUGUCUGCAUCCUUACACAGUUGGCCCUUGGGGGAGGUGGGGCCGCCAGCGGCCGCUGUCUUCAACGCGCCGCCCGCCAUGUCGCACGGCCGCUUCACAGCGCCAGCUGCAUCGCCUCCGCUGGGCCUUCCUGGGAGUCUUUUCGGGGACAUGAGGGGCAGCGGCGCUGCUGAUAGCACCAGCAGCAGCAGCAGCAGCAGGUCGAGCGUGACCGCCAUCAACAGCAUCAGCAGCGGUGGUGGUGCCGGCGUGCCUCUGGCGCCGGCGCGGCUGGUGGCGGUGCUGCACGGCCUGACGCGGCUGGGGCAGCGGCUGAGUCAGCCCGCCUGGCGGGAGCUGCUCAGCUUCCUGCAGCCCCACCUGUCCUUCUCGCCCGCUCCGCACGCAAGCACUGCAGCUGCUACCAGCAGCAGUCCCCACACACACCACCAUCACCACCACCACGCCGCACGGGCCACGCCGCACAGUCAGCACGCGCCGCCUCCGCCUCUUCCGGCUCCUCCGCCUCCGCCUCCGCCUCCGCCUCCCCAGCCGCUGAGCCACUACGACCUUGUCGACUUGGCUGAGGCUAUGGCGGCGGCCGGCUGCAACCCCAGCACAGCCUUCCUGGCGGCGCACGCGGCGGCGGUGGCGGGCUGGGCGCGGCAGCUGACGGGCCGCCAGGCGGCUCGGCUGCUGUGGGCGUACGCGGCCCUGGACUACAGUCCGCCGCCGGCAGUGCUGGGCAUGCUCGCAGCCACGGUGCAGGCACAGGUUCACGGCGUGAGCGAGCCCCUGGAGGUGGCUCGCGCAGCCGCCGCACUGGUGCUGCUGGCGGAGGCAGCUGCCGACAGCGCCGCCGCCGCUGCCGCGGCUGCUGGCGCUGCCUCGGUCCCCGUCAACGGCGGUGUAUCGGGCACCGGCAGCGAGACGGAUGACAACGUAGCCACCACUGCAGGAGACCCUGGGCAACAGCAGCAACCACAGGGCACCAGUGGCGGCAGUAGCACCACCACCAGCAGCAGUAGCAGGCUGGGCAGCGGCUCUGGAAACGGGCUGCUACAGCACCUGUUCGAGGCGGCGGCGGCGUGCGUGCGCCACCACAGGCGGCUCUGCCGGGCGCAGCGCACCGCGCUGAAGGCGCAGCGCCGGCUGCUGUGGGCGCAGCAGCAGCAACAACAGCAGCAGAGGCAAAGCCGUGAGCGGCUACAGGUGCAAACGGAGGGGCAUCUGCAAAACUCGGACGCGCCAGGGGCUGGCGCCUCGGCGCAAGCUGCUCCGUCGGAGCUCCUGCCCAUGGACGACCUAUGGUCUUGGGUGCCCAACCCCAACCUGUUGCUCGGCAAGCCAUCCCCACCACCAUCACGAUCCCCACCGCCAACAGCUACGACAACAGCAGAGGCGACAGCCGCGGCGGACGCUGAGAUAGCGACAGCGAAUGCUGCCGCUGGUGCUGAUGCUGUCGCAGCAGACGCGGCCAGCUUGGCAGGCCACGCGGCGGCGCCGCCGGUGCCGUCCCCUGCGGAGCGGCGCAAGCGCCAGGCGGCUGUGGAGCAAGUGCGGGCGCUGCGGCAGCAGGAGGCGCUGCUUGACUGGCUGGCGGCGGCGGCUGGGCUGCCGCUGGGCAGCAGCGGCUGUGUCACUGGCAGCAGCGGCAUUGGUGGAGGCGAGGAGGCCGAGGCCGGGACGGCUGCUGGAGCCUCUGGAGCCGCUGCUGCCUCGGCUGCGGAUACGCCGAUGUUGUCGCCGUCACGGCCGCAUCUGACCUUGUCGCAAGGCGGUGCCGGCGUGGUUCUGCGACUGGACUGGAGCUCUGCUGGACCCGCUGGACCUGCGGCGCCGGCGGCCGCGGCAGCACUUACGGCGCAUGGCAAGGCUGUGGCUGAGUCGCACCGCCCCGGAGGCAGCAGCACCGGUAGUUGCAGCGGCACUGGCUGGCCGCCGCUGCUGCCCGAGCCGCUGACGCCCGAUGGGCUGGUGGUGGUGUCACGCCUGCUAUGCCUUCGCGGCCUGGGCGGCACCGGCAGUAGCACUGGCAGCCUCCGCCCUGCUGGGGCAAGCGCUACCAUGGCUGCGGCUGGCGGCGGCGCCCUCAGUCACGGUUGGGCGGCGCACUGCUGGCGGCUGCUGGCGGCGUUGCCGCCCGACCAGCUGCGCCCUGCCGACCUGGCGCCGGCGGCGCAGCUCCACUGCCGCCUCUACGCCGCGCACCCGCGACUGCUGCACGCUGAUGCAACGCCCUCAGCCCCCGUUGGUCCCGCGAGCGACGUGGCGGCGGCGCCGGCGCCGCUGCGGUGUCUGGUGGCGGCCGCCGUGGCCGGCAUGGAUCGGCUGUCGUACGGGCAGUUGGUGGGUCUGCAGGCGGCGGUGGCGGCGGCGGCGGCCGAGCCGGGCGUGCGGGCGUGGCUGCAGCGGCAACAAGAAGACUGGCAGCAGCAGCAGCAGCAGCAGCAGCAGGGAGGCGGAGGCGGUGGUGGUGGUUGGCUGCACGGAGAUGCAGCUCUGCUGGCGGCUGCCUUGGAGAGCGCCGGUGUCGGCGAGGACAGUGCGGCGAAGGCGGACCCGGGCGCCUGGUUGGCCGCGCUGCUGAGUCCACCGCGCCGCCACCUCCAGCCAGCGGCGGCGGCGCCGACGGAGUCUGCAAGGGCUGGCGGCCGCCGUGCUGCCCGCUCACAGCCACAGGAAAACGAGCCCGAGCCGGAGCUACACUCUUCCACCCCCGCCCCCGCACCAGCAGCAGCAUCAACAGCACACGCCAUUCAGACUCCGCAGUCUCCACAGCACCCAUCCGCCGGCGCCCCUGCAGCCGCAGCCGCAGCCGCAGCCGCACCCGCAAUGUCACCUGCUGCGUCCGCCGCUGCGCUCACGUGUGCACCCGCCGCUGCGCCCACGUCUGCGCCCGCCGCCGCCGGCACGCUGCGCAUCCUGGUCCACUUGCUCCGCAGCUGCGCGGACGCGCGCGUGUCGCUGCCGCCGCAGCAGCUGGCAGCCAUGCGCGCCACGUGGCGCCAGCAGUUGCAGCUGCAGCCGCAGCCGCAGGCGCAGGCGGCGGCGCUGCAGCCGGCGGUGCAGGCGCAGCGGCUGCAGCGGGCGCCUGCGGCAGAGGUGCCGGCGGCGGUGGCGGCGGCCGUGGACGCUCAAGAGGUGGCGGAGCUGCUGCUUGCAGUGGCGGCAGCGGCGCCGAACGCGGGACAGGAGCGGGACGAAGCGGUGCUGGAGCUGGCGGUGGUGCUGGGUGAUGCCGGCGGCGGCGCCGCUGCCGCAGCCGGCCUGCGGCGGCUGCCGGCUCAGCAGCUGGCCGAGGUCCUUCACACCGUGACAGUGGCGCUGGGCGCUGGGGUUGCCGCGUGGUCGCUGGCAACGUCGGCGACGGCGCAUGCUGGGAUGGGGACGGCUGCGGAGCAUCGGUCGGGGCAUGUAGGUCCGGCGCUGCCCCUGAUGCUGCAGCACCAGCACCGGUCGCCGCGGCACCGCGCCGCCGCCGUGGUUCGCCUGGUGGACCCGCUGCUCGCAGAAAUCCAGCGCCGCCUGCAGGGGUCCGCGGCCGCUGUGGGCUCCGCUCCAGUCGCAGGAUGCGGAUCCGCAGCAGCAGCACGACGAGCAGUAGCAGAGGGUGCGGCGGUAGCAGCAGCCUGGCCGCCGCAGGCCUGGCAGCUGCUGGUCCGCUCCCUGGCGCGCCUGGCCUACAGCGGACCCGCCUGGCCGCAGCGGCUGCGGCAGCGCGAGACUGCCAUCGCCGCCGCGGCGCGCAACGUGGGCUUGUCUGCCGCAGCCCCCACAGCUGCGGUGGCGCUUGGUGCUGUUGCUCCCGCGGCGGCUGCCAACGGCGUUGCUCUGGGCGCGCUGGCGGCGCAGGUGAACAGCCUGCUGCUACCCGAGUCGCGCGGCCCGCCCAACGCCGCCGUGGCGCGCUACUGCCUGUGGGCCAUCCGGCAUCUGCUGGCGCCGCCGCCGCCUUCUGCGGGCUCCGCCGCCGCUGCUACAGCCUACGCUGGGCCAGCUCCGCCGCCGCCGCCGCCGCAGCUGGCGGCGUGGAUGCGCUGCUUGGCGGGGCCCGAGGCCGCGCGCCAUCUGCGUGCGAUGCACCCUCGCGCCGCCGCCGACUGGCUGGCGCUGUGCGCGGCGGCCGGCGUGGCGCCGCCGCCGCCGGCCAUGCGGCACGCGUGGGCGCAGCUGCGGCGCGCCGCCGCCGCGCAGCUUCUGAGCACCUCACAGCUUUGUGGCGUGGUGUGGUGCGCCGUGCGGCUGGGCAUACGCGUGCCAAGAGACGUCCUGGCCGCCGCCUGCGAGGCGGCGGCUGCGGCGCACACGCCUGGUGAAAGUGGCACUGCUGCCGGCGCCUCCCUGGCUGUACCCGCAGCCCAGCAGCGAUAUCAGCAUCAGCACCAGCACCAGCAGCAGGUGGACCGGCAGAGGCGCGCGCUGGCGUCUGACGCAGUGCGGCUGCUGUGGGCUGUCCAGUACGACGACCGCUACACGCCGCCGCUGCCCGUGGCCACGGCGCUGUGCGGCCUGCUGGCGGGCGCCUGGCACCGCCGCCCAAACAGCGGCCCGGGCGCUGGCGCUGGCGCUGGUGCUGGCGUUGGCGCUGGUGGGGUUGACACGGUCAGUGGUGGUGGUGGCGGCGGGCUGCUGCCGUCCGAGCGCUCGGCGGCGCUGUGGGCGCUGGCGCGGCUGCCGCGGCCGGGCGCGGAGCGGGCGGUGGCGGAGUCUGGCCUGGGCCGCGCGGUGGUGGCGCAGCUGAUGCAGUCGGCCGGGCUCCACGGCGGCCGCAGCGGCGGCCGCAGCCGUAGCGGCAGCCCAGGUCGUGGCCGAAGCCGGGUUGCGGCGGCAAGCAUGUCAAGCAGCGGCGGCAGUGGCGCGGCGGCUGCGCCGACGCGUGAGGCGCGGUGCCUAUGGCGGCGUGCAUUGGCGGUGCCAGCUGCGGUUGAGCUGACGGCCGCCGGCGAGUUGGAGCAGCACCGGCAGGAGCAGCAACGGCAGGAGCAGCAGCUCUCCCGGGGCGACCUGGUGCGCCAGUGCUGGGCUCUGGCCAAGCUGCGCCAGCCGCUGCCUCUGCCACUGCUCAAGUACCUGCUGGGUCGGCUGGCAGCAGCGGCAGCAGCGCCGCAGCCGCUUGAUCCUGACGACUGUGCAUCCGCGGUCGCGCAACCUGUCAGCCAGCCCGGCGCCCAGCCGACGGGUUCGUCAGGCCAGGCACACCUGCUCACGCCCAAGGAGGCCGUACAGGCCCUCUUCGCCGCCGCCAACCUGCGUGACGACAAUAGCAGUAGCAGCAGUAGCAACAGCAGGGGCAGCAACAGCAGGGGCAGCAAGGGCAGCAGUAUUGCUGGAGGUAACAAGGCCGGGGCCGGACCCAGCGCCGCGCACGUGGGCGCAAUGGUGGCGCUGCUGCGGCCGGUGCUGCUGGCGGCGCCGCCAGCGGCGCUGGACGCGCGUUGCCUGGCCGACGGGCUGGGCGUGCUGUCGCGGCACCGGCACCUGCUGCAGCCAGCCCGGGCCGCCCUGCGUCGUGAGCAGCAGCCCCUAGCCCAGCAGGCGCACGCGCACGCGCACGCGCAGUGGGAGCGGGAGCGUCAGCCAGAUGAGGGAGACAGUCAGGGAGAGGGACAGCAGCAGGCGCACCCGCGAACGCCUCCGGCGGCGGCUGCAGCCGCCGCAGCCGCCCCCGGCGGCGGCGGCUGGCGCUCCGACCCAUGGGUUGUGGCGGCGCUGGAGCGCGCGGCGGAGCUGUUCGUGGCCUCGGUUGCGCGUGGCCUGGGGGACCGGCCCGUGCCGGCCGGCUGCGUGCUGGAGGUGCUGUGCGCCGCUGGCUACCUGCGCGCCCCCGUCAGCGCCCGCCUCGCAGCGGCGGCGGCGGCGCUGCUGCAGCUGCACAUGCCAGAGAUGGCGCCGGCGGAGCUGGCGGAGGUGGUGGUACUGUGCGCGGCUGGUGCGAGUGCGGGUGCAGGUGCUGGGGCUGCUGCUCGUGUUGCUGGCGCCAGUGAUGGCAGCAGUGUGGCGUUGCCAACGGAGCUGUCGUGGGAGGCCCUGCGGCGGCUAGUGGUGGUGGAGGCGGAGGCGCGGCUGCGAGGCGGCAGCAGCGCGGCAGCGGCGGCUGAGGCUGCUGCCGCUGGCCCGGAGCAGGACACGGCUGAGGCCGUAGCAACGUCAGCCGGCGGCAGCAGUAGCAGCGGCCUCCUCGAGCCGGACGAGCUCGCGCGCGUUGUCAUGGCGGCGACGCAGGCUGUAGCAGCCGACCUGCUGCCUGAGUCCGGCGAGCCAGCUGUUACUGCUACUGCUGCUGCUGCUACUACUGCUGCUGCCACGGUUGCCGUUGCUGCUGCAGCCGCCCCUAGCUCGCUCACGCAGCAGGUGGCGCUGCUGCAGCGCCGGCGGCUGCUGUCGGGCUACGUCAUGGCGUUGGCGUGCCGACCAGACGAGCCCCGCAUGGCCGCCAUGAGUGCGGACCAGCUGUCGAUGCUGGUCGAGGGCGUGGUGGCGGCGGGCGCCGCGCCGGGCGCUGCCUGGCUGCGCCGCGCCACCGAGCUGAUGGCGGCGCCGCCGCGCCUGGCCGCCGCCAGCGGCCUGGGGCUGGCGCGCAUGGCGGCGGCGCUGCUGCGGGCGGAGCACUGGCCGGGCGAGGGCUGGGUGGAGGCGUGCCGGCGGCAGGCGGACGCCCUGCGCCUCGCGGGACGGCUGCCAAAGGCCGCGGCGGCGCAGCUGCAACGGGCCCUCACUGGCCUGCGCACCCUCGACGCCGCAACAGUUGCUACCCUGCCAACGCUCACCGCAAGCUCUGGCACCACCGCCGCCUUCACCUCCUCCUCCUCCUCUGCGGCCUUGGACGCAGUGCACCAGCACACCGCCAGCCGCCCGCCACGCUCCCAGCUACAGCCACAGCAGCAGCCGCAGCCGCCGCAGCAUGUACAGCCGGAGCAGCUACAGCCCGAGCUGCAGCCGCUGCUGUCGGAGCUGCUCGAGAGCGAGGUGCACCGCAUCAUGGGUCUGGCACGCGGCGUGCACACCGCCUUCACCGCCGCCGCCGCGGCCGUGCUGCGCGCGCCGCCGGCGCACGCCUACCUCUCCGGCCCCGCUCCGGACCCCACGCGCGGCGCUGCCGCGGCUUCCGCCGCCUCUGCUCAGCAGCCCGGUGCAGCCGGACUGGAUGCAGCCGGCGCAGCUGCUGCCGGCGCCGACUCGGGCGCCGCGCUGGCGCUGCGGCCGUCCGCGGCCUUCUCCAAGCUGCUGCUGCUGUACCGGCUGGCGGAGGCGCGGGUGGAGCAGGUGGUGGCGCUGACGCUGCGCGUGGCGCUGCUGCAGAGCGCCUACACUAUGCACAUGCUGCAGCAGCAGCACCGCGCCGCGCUGGCGGCGCAGCACGCGCGGAUGCUCCCGGCGCCCUCGUCGCCGGGGCGGAAUGGGCAGCGCCAGGAGGGGCUACGGGCGCGAGAGGCGCAACUGGCUACCAGUGCCACAGGCGCCGCCGCCGCUGGUGCCGCUGCUGCGCUGUACGGCGGAGGCGGAAGCGGCGACGGCGCAGCGGCCUGGCACGGCGGCGACGGCCCGUGCCCACUAGUCGCCGCGUGGCCCCGAGCCAGCGCGUCGGAUGCUAGACGGGGCACUUCAGGGCGCCCGCUGCCGCCGCCGCCUUCAGGCUCGUCGCUGCGCGUGGCUCCGGCGUCGUUGGAGCCGCUCGCCGCAAUGCUGGGGUUGCCGCCGCCGGGCACGGCGCUGGGUCGGGCAGACGCCACCGGAGCUGCGGGUGCGGCAGGCGGCGGCGGCGGAGAAGGUGGCGGUAGCGGCGAUGGCAGCAGCGGCGGCAGCAGUGGCGGUCGUGUGCGGCUUCACCGCCAGCGGCGGCCGCACGGGCCUGAGGCUUCCGCAGCCUCUGAGCCGUCGCUGGUGCCGCCCACAGCCGCGGAUGGCCAGCAGACUACCGGCAGCAGCCGGUACCCUGGUGGCUGUGCCUUGCCGCCCUUCGCGUUUGGCGCGAGCAUGGUCGGCGGGAACAGCAGCGGCAGCAGCGGCAGCGGCAGCGGCAGCGGCACGGGCUGGAAUGUUGCUGCGGAUGCGUCGCGGCUGGGCGGGGCGCUGUCCGGCGCGGGCCCCGGCGGUGCGCUGCAGUCGGCUCCGGAUGAGCAGCUGCUGGUGUCGCUGCUGCACCUGCGCAGCCUGGGCAUGGUGCACCGCCGCCUGUACGACUAGGACUUUAGGCGGGACUGCGAGGCAGGGAGGAGCCACACAUUACCACGCCCUGGAUAGCUGGAUAGAUAGACAGAUGGAUAGCUCGAUGUUUGGCGGCGUUGUUUUGUAUUCCUAUGGACCGGAGUUGUAUGUACGGGUGUACCGUAGUAGUCCGAUGCCGAUGUUUGGCUCCAGCAGGACAGAGGGGUCUCCAGCGUCCAGCGUUAGAUACAGCUAGGCAGGCGUCUUGGGCGCGGGAUAAGUAGCAUGGUACUUGUGUGAGGGAAACAAAAUGGGAAGUGGUCGAUGUUGGUGCCGUGGUAAGGCCGGUGCGCGUCAAGCACUGACAGCGAAGUGCAGAAACAGAAGGCGAGACGUUGGCGGACCGCUCGCUCUUAAGCUGCUUUGGCAGUGACGGUCCGUGAAGCGGUCCGGUGCUGUAAAAGUGGCACGGAGUCGAUUUGGGAGCUCGCCUUUGCAUGGAUGCUGAUAGUGCCCGAGGCUAAUGAAGAUGAAUGCUUACCGUAUUGCAUAGCCAGUCGUGUUGGCGGAGGUUUGCUCCUUUGGGUGCGCUUGUUCCUAAAGCGUGCAGCCAUACGGCAUGUCACUUGUACUAAUGCACAGGCGCUCCAGGCUGCAUUUGCGUGCCUGCGAAAAAGCGUGCUGAAGGCCAAACAGAAUCUGCUUGGACAUGAGUGUCGAUGCCGGCCAGGCUGCCACACACGGGGCCUGGCCACCAGCAGAAAGGAUCAUGGCCACACCGCACGUGUCGUGCCUUGUGCCGAAACACGGACCGCCAAUUGCUCAGACUGCCAACUGGAGUCGUGCGUGGUGGGCCUUGUGUAUGGGGGCACAACGGCGCUCGUAGUGUAUUAGAAAAUGCGAAGGGAGAGAGCUGUGGGGCCAGUUAGGGCGAGGAGUGGCGAGGCGAGGCAGGCGCAUGGGGAACUGAGUGCCUAGGGCAGGGGUGCCCUGGCCUAGCGCCUCAUGUAAGCGCACGCGAUG
This is a messenger RNA of Chlamydomonas reinhardtii, 10951 nucleotides long. RefSeq lists its product as uncharacterized. Bases 134 to 9967 code for a protein of 3277 amino acids. NCBI's taxonomy places the organism in Eukaryota, Viridiplantae, Chlorophyta, Chlorophyceae, Chlamydomonadales, Chlamydomonadaceae. The record is from RefSeq and is a predicted model, not a curated record. The transcript has 4 exons.